GGGCAGCUAAGGUUUCAAGGGGACGUCCAGCGCUAGAAACCCGCUCAGUGACUGUGCCCCACACUCAGCUAGAGUCACCACCUAACUUCUUUUUUACAGGUCGGAUAGAACACAAGAAGACACAAAAUGGCCGACGAUGAGAAAAGGCGCAUCGAGGAGGCAAAGAAGGCAAAACAGGCGGAGAUUGACCGCAAGAGGGCUGAGGUCCGUAGGCGGAUGGAGGAGGCCUCCAAAGCCAAGAAGGCCAAGAAGGGUUUCAUGACACCUGAGAGAAAGAAGAAGCUUAGGUUGCUGCUGAGAAAGAAAGCUGCUGAAGAACUGAAGAAGGAACAGGAACGUAAAGCAGCUGAAAGGAGAAGGAUCAUUGAGGAGAGGUGUGGCAGACCCAAGAACCUGGAUGACGCCAAUGAAGCGGAACUGCAGACUAGCUGUAUUGAAUUCUGGGAAAAAAUGUAUGAUCUAGAGGGGGACAGAUUUGAUCUGGAACGCACCCUUAGGUUGAAAGAUUGGGAGAUUGCCGACCUGAACAGCCAAGUCAACGACCUCCGUGGCAAAUUUGUUAAGCCUACCCUCAAGAAGGUAUCCAAAUAUGAAAAUAAAUUCGCCAAACUGCAAAAGAAGGCUGCAGAAUUUAACUUCAGAAACCAGCUCAAGGUGGUUAAGAAGAAGGAAUUCACCCUUGAAGAAGAGGACAAGGAGAAAAAGACCAUCGUCGACUUCAAGAAGGGAGAUGAGAAGAAGGUAGCUGAAGCGGAGGCAUAAUGUUAAGCUGACAACUAAAUUUACUUGUUAAUAUUGUCUAUCCAAUAUAAAUAUCAUAUUUAGGCUAACACACUGUUAAAACAAUUCCAAUCCCAGGACUCAAAACGUAAGUCACCCGGUAAAUUGUAAUCAGACAUGUCCUCAUCAAUCAUCAGAACCUGAAAAUGAGUCGGCUACGUUUGUAUAUAAAUAAUAUUUUUGUAUGUGUCACUGUGUCCGACUGAGGUUGCAUGACCACCAGUGCCUCCUGUAUUGUCUACUAUGUAUCUAUAUUGACUCCAGCAUGCUAAAUAAAUGUAUUUGAAACAA
Molecule: messenger RNA, 1071 nt
Organism: Homalodisca vitripennis (glassy-winged sharpshooter)
Lineage: Eukaryota; Metazoa; Arthropoda; Insecta; Hemiptera; Cicadellidae
Gene: wupA
Product: troponin I
Exons: 9
Coding region: 127-762 (211 amino acids)
Biological process (GO): muscle contraction
Cellular component (GO): troponin complex
Source: RefSeq, a predicted model, not a curated record